AUGUUAAUCUUCGCAUUCAGUUGUCGAUUAUUUUCUCAAAAUAAUCGUCCAAUAUUUGAAUGUAUAAAUAUAUCGACAAAUGAAUUAUCAAAUAUUCCUUCAAAUAUAAUGACAUUAAAAUUAAUAAAUAGUAAAAUUAAUGAUAACGAUAUUAAUGAAAUUAUUAAUACGAAUAUUGAUAUUGUAUCACUGAUUAUCAAUUAUUGUAAUAUAACGAAAAUUUCGAUAAAUCCAUCGAGAGGAUUAAUAAACUUAAAAAAUCUCGACCUUUCACAUAAUUCCUUAUCGAAAUUUCCAAUAGGUUUCUUAUCAGCGAAACGAUUACAACGGCUCAUUCUUUCGCAUAAUAAAUUUAUAUCAAUUCCCAUAAAUCUUUCAUCAUUUCGCGAUUUAAAUCAUCUCGACUUAUCCUAUAAUGAAAUUAAUUACAUUGAAAAUGAAUCACUUAAAUCGAAUAGUCUCGAAUUUAUUGACUUAUCCUAUAAUAAACUUGAAUAUGUUCAACGAUCGGAUUUUGGAACUCAAGUGAAUUUUGUUGAAUUAGAUGGUAAUCCAUGGAAAUGCGAUUGUCACUUACGAGAUUUCGUGAAAUUCCAGAAGGAAACAUUGAUUAGCAAAUCGCUUCAAUGUUAUACUCCACUAUCACUUCGUGGACUUUCUUGGAGUUAUCUUUUACUUGAGAUCGAAGAGGGGAAAUCAUUUUCAUUUUCUUGUAAUGCGUGGGGCGAUCCUCGACCAUCAAUUUUAUGGAAAUCGAACAAAUCAAAUGAAAUACAGUCGAAUGCUCGAAUGAUUAUUGGAUAUGAAAAUGAUAAGAACGGUUGGAUUCGAAGCGAGUUAAACGUUUCCACGGCGAAAUUCGAUGACGAAGAUUUAUAUAUGUGUUUGGCACGAAUUGGAUUGAAUGAAAUGAGCAAGAAAUUUGAUCUUCGAAUAAUUUCAUCGCUAAAUAGCCAAAAUGAAACAAAAAAUUUAACGAAAAUUUUAAUCAACGAAUCAACAAUAACAACGACGAAAAACGACGAACAUCGACCGUACCUUUCGUCGAUUUUAAUAAUUUUAUUUAUUUGUGUGCCUUUUUUUAUGAUAAUUGUUUUUUAUACAGUUAUUAUUCGCCGACGAAAAUAUUUUCCGAAGCCAAAUUUGCUAACGAAAGAGUUUUUCGAUGAAGAUUUUGAUGAACGGACCCUUGGAGAAAUUUCACAAAAUGCUACGCGAACCUAUUUGCUUGAAAACGCUAUAACAGCUGAGGUUGAACAAUCGCCACAACAGCAAAAUCAAAUCACCGAGAAUACAAAAACAUUUUGUGGUUCUAGUAUGAAAUAUUCAGAUAGAAAUCUUCGUAAAGCCCCUCUAGCGCAAUACGAUCGUGACACAAGUAUUUUGCCACUUGUUCAGACCUCACUAUGA
This is a messenger RNA of Dracunculus medinensis (Guinea worm), 1410 nucleotides long. The record is from the annotation of a GenBank genome assembly. Lineage: Eukaryota; Metazoa; Nematoda; Chromadorea; Rhabditida; Dracunculidae.